AUGGUGCCCGUGGCAGGAGACAAAUACGCAGAUGAUUUUCCCCUGCUCGAAAGCGAGGGUCAAGUCCAGAACGAGAAAGACUCGUCUGCUGCUCGACGGCAGGUCGAUUCGCACGCUACAAGACGCGACGUGUUGCGGAGGCAGAGUGAUUUCGAUGACAUCGGAGAUGAGAACCCAGUUUCGAUGUCGAUGUCCCAGACCACGGGUUUAGUUCCUGGAUAUUCUGGUAUGAAAGAUGGAUCGACUCUGUCGCAGUCUUCGACAGGUCCUACAGCGAAUACGUUGCCCCGGAAAUCAGACUUGCGAUAUCUAAGCGGCAAUUCAUUCCUUCUCCAGAUGAUCAGUCCGUCAAGUCUACGACGAUCGCCGCGAAAAGAGCGAUAUUCCACCCUGCAUGAGCUCGACGAUCUGCAGCAGCAGGAUGCCGUGACGGUCGAUAUUUCAUUUCUCGAAGGACCCGGGAUUGCAAAGCCUGUUCCCUCCAACCUUUCUUCUGAAUCUGCGCCACCGUCCAAGGAUACUGGGACAGGGCCUGGCGCUCUCCGAGUCAGCUCUGCCUUUUUGCCCUGUGAUCUCGGUGAGACGGUACGACAGUACGGACAGCGGCUGGCAGACGACAAAAACAUGAUCGUCUCGGUGAAAGAAGCCUCUCCGACGGUCGAUCUCAGCACGCUGGAAGGCUCCAAGACGAAUCUCGGCCACGAAAGCUUCUACUAUCCGUCUGAUCCGGAGCAGCCCAACUGGAAGCCGUUUUCCAUGCGAAGUCCCUACAUUGCGAUGCUCAUCUUCAUCUCGCUCGUCCUGGCCGCGGUGCAGGAAUACCUCUUUCAACGAUCACAGCAGGGCGACGGCUUGAUCCGCUACGACGAGGUGUCCGACAUCCCCGCGGGCGAGUUCUUCUGCUGGAAGUAUCUCCCAACCAUGGUCAUGGUCUGCUUCGGUGUCCUGUGGCAGAUCAUGGAGUACGACAUCAAGCGCCUGGAGCCGUACUACCAGCUCUCGCAGCCGACUGGCAACACGGCCGCGAAAACGCUCAAUCUGGACUAUGUCACCAUGUGGGCGUAUUUCGUGCCCGUCAAAGCGAUCCGCUAUCAUCACUGGACAGUAGCAAUUGUCUCGGUGGGAGCCGUCCUCGCGACGACGGCAGCCCCGUCACUGCAAACCGCGUCAGUAGCCCCGGUUAAGAACCCUCAUUGUCGUCCGGACGGCGCGUGUCCCGGUGAUUUCACGUAUAUCGUCCGGAUCCACCCCGUCUGGUCCCGUCUCGUGACAGCGACACUUAUCACCGUCGCCAUCUUGGCCGUCAUUCUCCUCUUCCAGCUGCGGAGAAAGUCCGGCCUGCUCAGCGAUCCCAAAGGCAUCGCGGGCGUGGCUUCCAUGGCGACCAAAUCACACAUCCUGACCGAUUUCCAAGGCAUGGACGAAGCGACGCACGACGAGAUCCACAAGAAGCUACGCCAUCGCCGCUACGUGCUGUACAAGUCCAGCAUCUGGCAGGGAGAAUACAUCAAGAACACUGCCACGACGACGGAGAAGUUCGCGGGCCAUCGCAAAGUCGAGAACCCGCUUCCCAUCAUCCUCCGCCGCGGACCCGGUAUCGCCUUCAUCGUCUUUCUGGCCGUCUGCUGGGCGUUGAUCCCCAUCGUCACGUACACGGGCGCCAACGUCCUCGUGACGAGCGCUCCCUGGCUCCCGAUCCUUGUCGCAGCGGUGAUCAAGCAGCUGUGGACGACGCUCGAAUCGGCAGUCAAGAUGCUGGAGCCCUUCUACGUGCUGUCGCAGGGCAACGCGCGGCCCGAGGUCACGCUGACGCUGGACUACCAGGGGAUUCCGUACGGGGUGCUCCCCGUGCGCGCGCUGCUGAACAGACACUACCUGGUGGCGCUGGUCGGGAUGGGGUCGAUCCUGGGGGACGUGCUAACGGUGACGGCUUCAUCGCUGUCGCUGUCGCUGCACGACGAGACCGUCUCGUCGUUCAUCGCGUCGUCGAGCCUGUCGACGAUCAUCACGGCGUUCCUGGUGUGCGCGGGCGCCGUGACCUGGGCGCGUCGCCGCCACCCUUUCCUGCCGCGGCAGCCGUCGACCAUCGCGUCGAUCCUGGCCUUCAUCCACCAGUCGCGCAUGCUGGACGAUUUCGUGGGCACGGAGCGCUACAGCAGCGACGAGAUGCGCGCCAUGCUCGUCGCGCGCGGCAAGCGCUACGGCCUGGGCUGGUUCCGGGGGAGAGACAACAAGCUGCACUGCGGUGUCGAUGAGGAGCCCAUGCUGAGCCGUAAAUACAACAUGAUACCCAGUUCUGAACCAGUCAUUUAA
This is a messenger RNA of Rasamsonia emersonii CBS 393.64, 2313 nucleotides long. RefSeq lists its product as uncharacterized. NCBI's taxonomy places the organism in Eukaryota, Fungi, Ascomycota, Eurotiomycetes, Eurotiales, Trichocomaceae. The transcript has 2 exons. Bases 1 to 2313 code for a protein of 770 amino acids. The record is from RefSeq and is a predicted model, not a curated record.